Messenger RNA from Lodderomyces parapsilosis, 1845 nucleotides. It is a transcript of the gene DAL1, whose product is annotated as allantoinase. Bases 1 to 1845 code for a protein of 614 amino acids. NCBI's taxonomy places the organism in Eukaryota, Fungi, Ascomycota, Pichiomycetes, Serinales, Debaryomycetaceae. The transcript has a single exon. The record is from RefSeq and is a predicted model, not a curated record. Gene Ontology annotation, molecular function: allantoinase activity. Gene Ontology annotation, cellular component: cytoplasm. Gene Ontology annotation, biological process: purine nucleobase catabolic process.
AUGUCGAGAGCAUUGUCAUCUACAAGAGUAUUGAUCGAUGAUCAAAUUAUACCAGCUACUAUAAUAUUCACCAUAGAAACAGGGAAAAUCCUACAUAUAGAACAAAAAGUAUUACCACCCAAUGAUGCAAUACUAAAAAGGUAUGCAGUUUUGCCAAUAGACUAUCGAAAUGUGUCGCCGGCAGUAAUUAUGCCAGGUUUGGUUGAUGCACAUGUUCACUUGAACGAGCCAGGACGUACCGAAUGGGAAGGCUUUGCAACAGGCACCAGGGCAGCUGCAUUUGGAGGGGUCACCACUGUCAUUGAUAUGCCUUUGAAUGCCAUCCCUCCAACUACAACCGUGUACAAUUUCAAUUUAAAGAUAAAUGCCGCUAGAGAACAAUGUUGGGUUGAUGUCGGAUUUUGGGGUGGUUUGAUCCCUGCCAAUUUGCAAGACUUGGUCCCAUUGAUUAGGAUGGGUGUAAGGGGCUUCAAGGCAUUUAUGAUUGAAAGUGGUGUUGAUGAAUUCCCAGCUGUUACACCACGCAUUAUUCACGAGGCAAUGAAGAUUGUCAAAGAUGAAAAGACGUUGUUGAUGUUUCAUGCUGAAAUGCAACCGCAAGAACACCGAGUGGAUUUCCAAAUUCUGGAUGAAGAGGACCUGUCACGAGACGAGGACGAGGGGUUAGCAAAUUUCGAUGCCAAUGCCAAUGCAGUUGCCAUAGAAGAUGAGUUGAUGAAUACAGAUUUUGAUUUGGGAAUGUCUGCUUCGUUCAUCAAUAGAGCACCACAACCGGUAGUCAAGCUUUUACGUAAUGAUCCAGGUACACACAAGGAAGAGCAUGAGCUUUGUAAAUUGCCUCACAACCACGCAGGCUCAAUAGAUGAAUCAGUUUUGUCGAAUGAACAGGCCAAGAAAUUGGCAAGCACUCCAGUUUUGGCCGGUGCUGAUCCAACCCAUGGUAAAAAUGCAAUGAAGGUUAAACAACAAAGUCAUUUAGAAGAAGAAGAGAGCACAUGGUUAAUCGAAGACGAUACGAAAGUUAGCUCACCAUUGUUGUUGGCCAAACAAAAGGAUUCAUCGUUAGCCACUGUUGACCCUACUGCAUAUGCUUCCUUUUUGGCAUCAAGACCCGACAAUUUUGAAACUACAGCUAUAGCUGAAAUCAUCAACUGUUCAACAUUGGAACCAACAGUUCCUUUACAUAUAGUGCAUUUGGCAACACAUGAAGCUGUGCCAUUACUCAGAGCAGCCAAGGCUAAAGGAUUGCCAAUAACAGCCGAGACUUGCUUCCAUUACUUGUCCUUGUGCGCAGAAAAGAUUAGUAGUUGCUCAACUCAUUUCAAAUGUUGUCCACCAAUUAGGACCGACGACAAUAGGAAAUUGUUAUGGAAAGCAUUACGUAACGAUAUCAUCACCACCGUUGUUAGUGACCAUUCACCAUGUACCCCUGAUUUGAAAGGGUUGGAAAAGGGUGAUUUUUUUGAGGCUUGGGGAGGUAUUUCAAGUGUUGGAUUUGGAUUGCCAAUCUUGUACACUGAGGGCCAGAAGUUGAAUCCACCAAUUUCAUUAGUUGAAAUCAAUAAAUGGUGUUCUUUAAACACGGCAAAACAAGUUGGAUUGGAAGACAGAAAAGGAGCUUUAAAAAUUGGAUACGAUGCUGAUUUUUGCAUUUUCGAUACUGAUGCAAUUUUUACAGUGGAGAAUAAGGAUGUUUAUUUCAAAAACAAGUUGACUGCUUAUGAUGGAAUGGAAUUUCAAGGAAGAGUAUUAGAGACGUUGGUUAGAGGUCAUUGUGUUUAUGCAUUUGGUAAAGGUCACUCGAAUGUGCCCAUGGGUCAAUUGAUUUUGGAGCCAAGGAAGUAG